UGUAUCUCUUGAACCAUGAUAGUUAGACAGUUGAAAUUUUCACAGAUGAUGUAUUGCUGUUGCCGCUAUAACAACAAGUUCUUAAAAGUACGGAACCCUCGGUGGGCGAGUCCGACUCGCACUUGGUCGGUUUUAUUGUUUUGUAUAUUUUUUUCUAUUAUUAUUUAUGUUCUUAUGUACCUGUAUUUACAUUUAUGUGGCAAUAAAAAAAAUCUUAUUUAUUAUUUUAUCUCGCCUCGCUUCACCUACGGAACAGAACCUUAUAUAGCAGGAAAUAUAAAAACAGUAAGACCUGCGCAGAACUCAGAAGUCAGAACUACAGAGCAAAGUUAAGUUGUUAAAAGGAUUGUUCUACGUUCACAAAUGAAAUACUAAAUAAUAUAUUAACCUUUAAUAUUUGCUUAAGCGGUAUGAUUAUAAAACAAGUGUAUGAUGUUUUGAAGAAGAGAUUUGAUGAUGGUUACGUCAACACGCCUCUGGAUUUCAAAUAUGUGGCUCAACUGCAAUUCGUGCUGACGACCGUAGGCUCCUGGCCAUAUAAACAAUUUGGACGAAAUCGAUUAGCGGCCAUUUUGUCUACGUACAACGCCUUUCUAAUACUCGUUAGCACCAAUUUGUGCGUUUUGGACUUAAUCUAUAUACGUGUGAAUAGAGUAAAACUAUCGUUCUUUGAUUUGGGGCAUAAUAUAUUGUGUUUGAUUUUUACUUUCUUGUAUCUGCAAAGACUAUUGACGGCAAGGACAAGUAAAUAUCAAGAGGUAAUAAAGGAUUAUUUACUUGACUUUAACUUGUUUUACUUCAAGGGCCGGUCACCAUACGCUGCAAAGGUACAGGCGCAAACACAUAUUAUAUCAGGAAUGUUCACGAUCUACGUGAUGUGGCAGAUGGUCAUAGGAGUGUCUCUGUUCAUAUUCAUGCCGUGCUUCAACAAUUAUAACAGAGGCAUGUUCAGUGAAAACCGGCCCCAAAACAGCACGUUCGAGCACUCUGUAUACUAUUAUCUGCCUGAUGCCGUUUAUACUACUGAAGAGGGAUACUGGAUAUUAUUCAUCUUCAAUAUUCCAAUUUCCUACGUCACCACAAUUGGUCUUUGCGUUUUUGAUCUCUUACUGAUCUUGAUAGUGUUCCAAAUUUGGGGGCACCUGAGGAUUCUGAAGCAUAAUUUGCAAAACAUUCCACUGCCGGAAAACAGUAUUAUGUACUCAGUUGAAGAGAAUAAUAACAUACGAAUGUUAUUAAAGGAGAAUAUAUUACAUCACAACAUUAUUAUACAAUUCGUGGACAGAUGCUCCGACGCAUUCAGUGAAUAUUUGUUCGCGUUCUACCUGUUCAUGCAGUUUAUCACCUGCAUCUUACUGCUGGAAGUCACUACGUUCACCGCGGACUCGCUGGCGAAGUACGGCCCCCUAACCGUCGUCAUGCAUCAGCAGUUAAUACAAGUGUCCAUAUUGUUCGAGAUGUUGAACACCAAGAGUGAGCAGCUGAUCGACGCUGUAUACGCCAUCCCGUGGGAGCAUAUGGACACGAAGAACAGGAGAACUGUGUUGUUUUUCCUGCACAGGAUUCAGACCCCAGUCAGUCUGAAGGCCGCCAAGGUCGUACCUGUGGGAGUCAACACUAUGUCUGCAAUACUGAAGACCACGUUCUCGUACUACAUGAUGCUGAAGGCUUUAGCUGGGGAGCGAUAAAUCUGAUGGGACUGAGCGAAAUUCAAUAA
Molecule: messenger RNA, 1717 nt
Organism: Cydia pomonella (codling moth)
Lineage: Eukaryota; Metazoa; Arthropoda; Insecta; Lepidoptera; Tortricidae
Product: putative odorant receptor 59c
Exons: 8
Coding region: 411-1688 (425 amino acids)
Biological process (GO): sensory perception of smell; detection of chemical stimulus involved in sensory perception of smell
Cellular component (GO): plasma membrane
Molecular function (GO): olfactory receptor activity; odorant binding
Source: RefSeq, a predicted model, not a curated record